AGUUUUCAACCCACAUGUUACAUUAAUAAAGUAGCUGUAGCUACUAUAUAUCUGAAUGUACAUAUAACGAUCCAUCUAUACAUUAUACGUCAGCUUGAUCACGAGUUUUUAUCAUGAACAAAGGACAACCAAGAGAGCUCCCAGUUACCGGUUACUCGUACAUCGAUCGUGUCGAAUGACGUUUUAACCAAUAACAUUCAUUAGCCAAGUGGAAAGAUAAUAUUUUAUAUAAGAGAAAUAUCGUAUGACAAUAUAUGGAACAUUAUCGCGCACGCCCAAUGCAUGGGAAUUUCCUCUCUUUCUUCCUUAAAGAAAUAAAGAGAGAAAUAGAGAGAGAGAAAAAGAGAGAGAGAGAAAGAGAGAGAGAGAGAGAGAGAGAGAAGGGGAGAUGGGAAUAACAGAAAACAAAGUUUUACUUGCAUUAAAGAUCGAUUAAGAUUAUCGAAUUCAUUUUGAAUGAAAUUAGGCAUGGAAAAGGAGCUACGAUGAAAUAAAGCGGAUUAAAUAACGAUGGCUAAGAAUGAAAACUUGCAGAAGAAUAUACGCCACGAGAAAGUAGUUUUGGAAAAAAAGGGUGAUCAUGUUGAAAUUUCCGGAAACUAUACCAAACGAGAACUUCGACAACUUUUAUUAUCACCAACUGUUUCUCCCUUACUAUCUGAUGACGAAGAUAGAACGAAACUUGAGAAAACUUUGGAAACUGGUAUCAAAUUGAGCCAAAUUGAUAUCGAGAAGAUAAGAAAAGAUAAAAUUCAUGAUGAGAUCAGAAAAAAAGGUGAAGAAAUUUUGAAGGAUCAUCAAGUAACUAUUGAUCACAAAGAUUAUAAAGAUAUUAUUGGAGAUGUUUUGAAAGAAGAACAAUACAAGGACGAUGAGACGUGGCAACAAAUUUAUAAAGAUACAAGGGCUACUUUGGAUACCGAAGAAAAGAAAAAGGAAGAAAGAAUAUCAAUGGAGAAAUAUUUACGUGAAAAAGGACUCAGUACUAGUCUCAUCAACUCUAUAUUAAAUAAUGGAUUGACUGACGAAUAUAUCAGACUUUUAAAAGCUUUGAAUAUCACCGACGACGAGAUAGAACAUAUAAAAUCGAUUUAUCAAAUGAAAUUGGAUGAUUCGUCAGUGAGUUUAAUUAAAUCCGAUGAAUCUUUUAUCUCUUCGUCUUCUUCAUUAGCUUCGUCCGACUAUUACUUGUCACCCGACAGUCUUUAUUUAAAAACUUUAUUAAGCAAAGCUUUAACUCGAGCACUUCCUGAAAUUGCCUCGAAAAAACCUUACGAUCCGAUCGAAUAUCUUGGACAUUGGUUGCUUCAUUUAAAGAUUUCCGAAGAACAAAGAAAUAAGAAACGUGAAUUCGAAAUAGAAUUAAUGAUGGAAAGAGAAAAAUAUAAGAUGAUGAUUGUAGAGGAUCAAGAAACUGUGAGUAUCGAAAGCAGAGGAGAAGAAGAAUUUAUCGAAGAUGCUAACUUUAUAAAUUAUAUAAAUAAUUAAUAUCAAUCGUU
Molecule: messenger RNA, 1499 nt
Organism: Vespula pensylvanica (western yellowjacket)
Lineage: Eukaryota; Metazoa; Arthropoda; Insecta; Hymenoptera; Vespidae
Exons: 8
Coding region: 511-1488 (325 amino acids)
Cellular component (GO): Set1C/COMPASS complex
Source: RefSeq, a predicted model, not a curated record